AUGGUACCAAAGAUAGCAAACGCUGCUCUUGCAUUAUCCUUAAUGCUCCUUCUAGCCUUAUCCACAUGCUCCGACGCCAAGCCCAAGUUCGGCAACCUCAAACAGACCAACAUGGCCUUCUACAUGUACGACUGGGAGACAGGCGUCAACAUCACCACCAUCCCGGUCGCCGGAAUCGCCAACAAGCAGUGGGGCAUCCUCCAGUUCGGGACGGUCUUCGCCAUCGACGACAUCUUGACGGAGGGCUCGGACCGGAACUCCACGCAGGUGGGGCGAGCCCACGGCAUCUACGUGAACUCGGCGCUGGACGGCUCCGAUCUGCACCUCCUGUUGUCCAUUGUUUUCACCAACAAGCAGUUCAACGGAAGCACCCUGGAAAUACAAGGUGCCGACCGCUUCUACUUCAAGCACCGGGAGGUGUCCGUGGUUUCCGGCACCGGGAUGUUCCGGCUGGCCAGGGGCUAUGCUACGCUGGAGACUCUCUUUAUUGACAUUCCCAACUCCAACGCUCUCAUCCGGUGGAACUUGACCGUUUUCCAUUACUGA
Molecule: messenger RNA, 546 nt
Organism: Malania oleifera
Lineage: Eukaryota; Viridiplantae; Streptophyta; Magnoliopsida; Santalales; Ximeniaceae
Product: pterocarpan synthase 1-like
Exons: 1
Coding region: 1-546 (181 amino acids)
Source: RefSeq, a predicted model, not a curated record